GAGGUGUGUGAGUGGAGGCAAUAGAUAGUGAGAGAAGGAAGAAUAGAGAGAAUCAAAUCUCAAAGAAAACCUAACCAAAAUACUAAAUCCUCCUCAAAAAGCAAAGACAGAACAAAACCAAGUAAGAGCCACAAAAACCCCAAACACAAAAGAAAGAAAAAGUAUGAGUUUAGACAAACACAAAGUUAUAAACAAUAUUAUAGAGAGGCUUACAAGAGAGAGAAAAGAGUUGAUUAACAUCCAAAUCUCUCACUUUCAGCAAUAAUCACAAACACCUUGCACACACAACAAAGUUUAUGUACAGCUAGAAAAGAUAGAGAUAGGUAGAAGAAUAGGUAGAUAGAGUUGAUAUAAUCAUACAUAACCCAUGAAUUUCUUGUGUCUUUUUCUUAUCAAAUUUUUACAUUUAUAACAACAAAAAUUUCAUCUUUCGGCUUUCUUAAAUUGUGUUUAUAAAUGGAAGAAAAUACAUCACCUCAACCACCAGCACCACCACCACCAACUGAAGAAUUACUAAAGAAGAUCCAAGAGCUUGAAGCGGGGCAUGCUCGUCUUAAACAAGAGAUGUCUAAACUAAUACUUUCAAAUGAUACUUCUUCUUCUAGAAAGUCUGAACAUGGGCAUCAUCAUCAUAACAGCAACAAUCAAAGGGCUCAUUCAGUUUCACCAAGAAGAUCGAGAUUAUCAUCUGCUGCUUCAAUAACAAAAAAGGGGUUCGAAGUUUCGAGUAAUUGGAAAAAGGGUUCUGCUUCUUUUAAUCAUCAUUCAUCUCCUCUGCAAAGAGAAAGUAAGAAAAGGGAUGAUGAUGAUGAUAAUGACUCAUUCAGUCCUAAAUCACAAGGGAUGAUUAAAAAAUCAACUUUACCAAAUUUUACUGAUAAACAGUAUCUUAAUAUUUUGCAGUCAAUGGGUCAAUCUGUUCACAUUUUUGAUCUUCAUGGUCGGAUUAUCUACUGGAAUCCAAUGGCGGAAACCCUGUAUGGAUAUUCUGUGUCGGAAGCUAUAGGUCAGGAUGCAACUGAGCUUCUUACAGAUGUCAAUGAAUAUGAUGUGGCAAAUGAUAUUAUUCAGAGGAUAUCCAUGGGUGAGAGUUGGAAAGGACAGUUACAUGCUAAGAAUAAAUAUGGAGAGAGGUUUCUCUCGAUUUCAACCAAUACUCCAUUUUAUGAUGACGAUGGCAGUGUUGUAGGGAUAAUCUGUGUAUCAAGUGAUUCAAGAGCCUAUCAAGACUUUCUUAUGUCUGGGACGAAAUCAUUGGAAGCAAAUUCCAGCUACAGCAGGCCUAGCAGAAGUCCUUUAAAUAAAUCCGGUCUUGUUCCUCAGCAGCCUUUGCAAGUCGCAAUUGCCUCCAAAUUUUCAACUCUGGCAUCUAAGAUGUCAAACAAAGUCCGGACCAAAUUACGCUCUGGUGACAACAAUGUCGAACGGGAAGGUGGUAGUGGAGACAGCCAAUAUUCUGAUCAUUACUCUGACCAUAGAGAGGAUGGAAACUCAAGUGGAGCUAGCACUCCCAGAGGAGAUGUACCACCAACUGAAUUUGGUAUGUAUCCUCAUGUUGUAACUAUGGAGAAGUCACAGAGAAAGCCCUCUGCAGAUUCUGGUGACGAGGGAGAAGGGAAGUCUGGAAUUCACAGGGCAAUAACUUCAAAAGCGGAAGCUUGGAUGGGUAAGAAGGGGAUAUCAUGGCCUUGGAAAGGUAACGAAAGAGAUGGAGUGGAUCUGAGGACCACACGUUUUGUCUGGCCCUGGUUGAAUCAUGAUCAAGAAAAUGACACGGGACAUAAAAGGAGUUCAGAUUAUGGGGUUAAACCAGAACAGCAGGCUGGGGAUGGCCACAGAUCAGCUGCAAAUGAGGCUUCGGGUUCUUGGUCCUCAUUUAACAUUAACAGCACAAGUAGUGUAAGUAGUAGUGGAAGCACAAGUAGUACUGCUAUCCAGAAGGUCGAUAUGGAAAUAGAUUGCUUAGAUUAUGAAAUAUUGUGGGAAGACUUGUUGAUCGGAGAGCAGAUUGGCCAAGGUUCUUGUGGCACAGUAUAUCAUGGUCUGUGGUAUGGUUCGGAUGUUGCAGUCAAGGUCUUCUCGAAGCAAGAGUACUCUGAUGAUGUGAUACUCUCUUUCAGACAAGAGGUCUCACUUAUGAAGAGGCUGCGGCAUCCAAAUAUAGUACUCUUUAUGGGGGCUGUAACUUCACCUCAGUGCCUUUGCAUUGUUACGGAAUUCCUCCCACGUGGAAGUUUGUUUCGAUUGCUUCAGCGAGGCACAGCUAAACUAGAUUGGAGGCGACGUAUUAAUAUGGCUCUGGACAUCGCUCGUGGUAUGAAUUAUCUUCAUCAUUGCAAUCCGCCUAUCAUCCAUCGUGACCUGAAGUCCUCAAACUUGCUAGUUGACAAGAACUGGACAGUGAAGGUCGGUGAUUUUGGUCUGUCACGCCUUAAACGUGAAACAUACCUGACAACAAGGACAGGAAAAGGAACGCCGCAAUGGAUGGCUCCAGAGGUCCUUCGCAAUGAGCCAUCAGACGAGAAGUCCGAUGUAUACAGCUACGGAAUUAUACUAUGGGAACUCGUCACAGAAAAGAUUCCCUGGGAAAAUUUGAACUCAAUGCAGGUGAUUGGAGCUGUGGGCUUUAUGAACCAACAGCUGGAUAUUCCGAAUGAUUUAGACCCACAAUGGUUGUCUAUAAUGGAAAGCUGCUGGCACAGUGAACCACAGCAUCGUCCUACGUUUCAGGAACUUUUGGAAAAGUUUAAAGAUAUGCAGAGACAAUACACCAUUAGAUUCCAGGCAAACCGAGCUGCUAAUGGAGAUGCAACACCUAGGGUAUCAGAGACUUGACCGCACCAAGUAUAUUCAUGUAAAGGUACGGAGGUCAUUGACCUUUUGCUAUGAUCUCACUGAAUUCUUCGGACAAAGAAACCUCGGUCUCAAAGCUGUGAUCACCACGGUGCAUGCUUUCAGUAAGGCCGGUAUGGAAGCGUCGGGCCUCGUAUUGGAACUGAAUAUGUGCACAAUUGUCACCAAUUCUGUCGAUUUUUGACUCUCGGAAUGUGAUCUCAUAGCUAAAAGUUGCUCAAGUGCUUACUGCUGGAUACUGCGCAUGAGAAUCCGUAAAUGUUGUUCUGCAUCCAAGCUGCUUUAAAUGUGACGACGAUGAAGAAUUACGAAUGUGGUUUUGCCUGACUUCUGAAAACAUGUCAUAGUUGUCUGACAGCUAAUUACUUGAUUGAUUCAUACCAACUUCGCCAUUUCUCUAACCAUUUUUACACUGUAUUGGAUAUUGUCCAUAUAUUUCCACUUUUAGAUAUCUGUAUUAUUUGUUAGCAAUGAUUCGACCUUCGAUAAAAGUGAAAUCAAGGUCAGGCUUGACAUCUUAAAAGUUAGGAGAUGUUAAUUUCAAUGUUAAAUUUGUACAUUUUCAAAGAAUAUUAAUUGCUUCAGAUCAGGGAAAGAA
Molecule: messenger RNA, 3451 nt
Organism: Papaver somniferum (opium poppy)
Lineage: Eukaryota; Viridiplantae; Streptophyta; Magnoliopsida; Ranunculales; Papaveraceae
Product: probable serine/threonine-protein kinase DDB_G0282963
Exons: 13
Coding region: 457-2835 (792 amino acids)
Biological process (GO): protein phosphorylation
Molecular function (GO): protein kinase activity; ATP binding
Source: RefSeq, a predicted model, not a curated record